Molecule: messenger RNA, 7933 nt
Organism: Engraulis encrasicolus (European anchovy)
Lineage: Eukaryota; Metazoa; Chordata; Actinopteri; Clupeiformes; Engraulidae
Gene: tecpr2
Product: tectonin beta-propeller repeat containing 2
Exons: 21
Coding region: 167-4342 (1391 amino acids)
Molecular function (GO): protein binding
Source: RefSeq, a predicted model, not a curated record
AGCACUACGUGCAUUUGUUGUUGGUAGACAGUAUGCUAGGGGUUGUCAACAAUGCGCCUUUAAUGCCGUCUGACAACGUAAUCAACUUGUUCUGUUACUGGCAUCAAUACACGUGCCUUAAACGGACAACAGAUUCUCACAUCAAUUGGGUCCCCUUGUAGCCGAGAUGGCGACCCCAAGUCCCACUGCGCCGCUGAGGGAGUUCUGUCCCCUCUACUACCUGCUCAACGCCAUCCCUGCCAAAGUCCAGAAGGGGUUUCGCUCAGUGCUGGUCUACCUGACGGCCCUGGACAGCAACAGUGAUUACAUUGCAGUGGGCACCAGCAUCAGUGUGCUCUACCUGUACGGCAGACGGGUCAGCCAAAUGAACAAAUACAGUCUCGAGGGCAAGUCUGAGGUAAUUACUGCGGUAAAGCUUCUAAGUUGCUUUGAUGAUCUGGUGGCAGUCGGAACAGCUUCGGGCCGCGUCACCCUCUUUCAACUGGUCUCUCAGCUGCCUGGCAGGAACAAGCAGCUCAGGCGCUUCGAUGUGGUUGGCCUCCACAAGAGCACGGUUACGUCGCUUGCCUGGAGUGCCAACGGUAUGAAGCUGUUCUCUGGGGAUGACAAGGGCAAAGUGGUGUUCUCCGCCAUCGACCUGGAUCAGGGCGUGUGUAAUCCAGUGCUGUUGCUUGAGGAGCCUUCGGCCAUCGUGCAGCUGGACUACAGCCAGCGGGUGCUGCUGGUCUCCACCUACCACCGCUCUCUGCUCUUCUACACCCAGGACCAGACCAAGCAGCAGCUGGGCACCAAGCCACGCAAGAGUAACGGCAAGUUCGGGGCCUGCUUCCAGCCAGCGCUGUGCAAGCAGAGCGAUCUGCUGGUGUACGCGGCGAGGCCCGGCCUGCGUCUGUGGCGCACCGACGUGAGGGGCCGCGUGGAGGACACGCACGUGCUGCGGCCCCUCUUCAACCAGGAGGUGCCCCAGUUCCAGCUCUUCCCGCGCCCGGGCCCCACGGGCGGCUACCGGCCCCCCGACCGGCAGCUGGGCCUGGUCACUUGCUUCCUGAAGGAGGGCUGGGUGCUCAGCUGGAACGAGUACAGCGUCUACAUCCUAGACUGCACUAACCAGGUGAUCAUCGGUGGCCUGGAGAGCUGUGGGGACAUUGUGUCCGUGUCCUGCACGGAGAACGAGAUCUUCAUCCUGAAGGGGGAUCGGGACAUCGUCCGCAUCUCUAACUGUCCCGAGGGUCUGUCUUCCAACCUGUCAGAUCUCUCCAUGCGCCUCACUUCCCCGCCUGCUGCCACGUCCACUCCCUCCCUCCUGCUGCCCCCCAAUGGGGCGGUGGAGAUGGCCCAGCCCAUUCGCACCAUGGCCAUCAUCGUGGAGCCCGAGGAGGAGGACGGGGAGGGCAGAUCCAGAAGUUCCCAUGCCGCUGACGAUAGCGAAGGGGUGGAGCAGGUGGAGGAAGCCCAGGAGGACGUCACUUUGGCGGGGGGCACAGCGGACGCGGACGGGCAGUCGCGGUUCCCCGUCGGGGAGCGCCUGGAGAUGGCCGAGCUGCUGGCCCUGAAGAUGGCCGGCGAGACGCGCAGUCGCAGCAGCUCGGUGACGUCCUGGGACAGCCUGACCUCCGACCUCUCCAGCAGCCGCUACAGCACGCUCACGCCCGAGGAGCUGCAGCAGGAGCUGGUGGUGAAGGCCAUCCGCGUCAAGAAGAGGGGCAAGAGGAGACGGCAAGAGAGCGGCAGCCGCGGCAAUCGCAUGCUGGAGCGCAGCAGCUGGUCGGAGAGCAUGUUCGUGAGCGGGGAGGAGGGCUCCGUCUGCACCCCCCUCAGCGAGCCCCCGCCAGACCUCGCCACCGGCCUCCUCUACCAGGGGACCCCCAGCAGCACCACCCUACCCACCUCCGCUGACUCCAAUCUCACCUCGGACCCUUUGUCACAGGCCACCGACAACGACAACGAUGCCCCCGCUGGCUCGACCCAGGACAUGGAGUGCCAGGCGGGCACAGGUCGCGAUUCGGCAGCUGGACCUGGUAAUGAUGGGGACGGUGAGGAGAAAAGGGAUGAGGAGAAAGCAGAGGAGGGUGCGGAACGCGAGCCCGAGGUGGAGGUGCGGACCCCGGACGUGGACCUGCUGCUGGAGUGCACCUUCUCCUACAUGCAGGCGUCAGAGGAACCCGAGGAGCCCAUGGAGGAGGCCAGCUCCGUGUUUACCGAUCCCACCGUGGUCGCCAACUCUUCAGAACCAACAGAGCCCACGGACACAGCAGCAGCAGCAGACUCACAGCACACAGCAGCGGCAGCAGGGGCGCUCGAUCUGGAGCUCCCCAUCCGGCCGCUGGGGUACUCGCCCUCGCCCGUGCCCUCUCCGUCACCCUCUAGUGACGAGGAGGACAUCUACGGCCACAGCCUGCCUGGCUCGGCCUCCAGCGACAGACUGAGGGACGGCCUGGAUGCGCUGAACUUGCAGGGGACCAAGCAACAAGCACAAGAGGAGGCCAGGCUCCAAAAAGAUCAGCUGGCGGAGAGCUGGAUGGGCUACUCGGGCCCCGGCUGUGGCAUCCUGAGCCUGGUGGUGACGGAGCGCCACGUGUGGUGUCUGGACUUCAAGGGGGGCCUGUACUGCAGCCCGCUGCCCAACGGAGGCCUGGCCUGGCAGAAGUUCGAGGAGAACGUCCAGCAGAUGGCCAUCUCGCCCUCAGGUUCCCUGCUGUGGAAAGUGGAGCAGAAGACCAUGACGGCGUACGCCUGCGGCAAGGUGACCAUCAAGGGCAAGCGGCACUGGUACAAGGCCCUGACGGAGACCGCCUGUGUAGCCCUCAGUGAGGACACGGCCUGGAUCAUACGCACCAACGGGGACCUCUACCUGCAGACUGGGCUAAGUGUGGACCGGCCGUGUGCCCGCUCGGUGAAAGUGGAGUGCCCGUGCCCGCUGUCGCAGCUGUGUGCCAGGGCGGGCGUGGUGUGGGCACUGAGCGAGCAGCGCGGACUCUUCUACAGGGAGGGCCUCAACGCCUACUGCCCCGAGGGAGAGGUCUGGAAAAACGACAAAAUCAGUGAGAACCAGGCGUUGGAGCCCAUGUGCAUAGCGCUGGGGGAGAGCAACACGCUGUGGGCGCUGGACACCAACGGCAGCCUGUGGUUCAGGACCGGCAUCAGCACCAAGCUGCCACAGGGGGAGGACCAGCACUGGUGGCAGGUGAACAUCACGGACUACGUGGUGUUUGACCAGGGCAGCCUGUUCCAGACGCUGAUCCACGCCACUCAGAGCAUCACCACGGCCACGCGGGCACCGGUGGAACGCGUGGCCGAGUGCCUGCGCGUGGCCUUCCUCUCGCAGCACUCGCAGUGCCAGCCCAGUCUCGUCAGCACCAACGCCAGCGGCGUCUGGAUCGCCUCCGGACGCAACGACUUCCACGUGGCCAAGGGCAGCCUCAUAGGCACCUACUGGAGGAGCGUGGUGCCCAGGGGUACAGCAUCUGCCACCAAGUGGGCAUUUGUCUUCUCCUCCGCAGUGCCCUCUAAAGAAGGGAGCUUCCUGUGGCUGGGCCAGAGCCGCAAGGACCUGUUUUGCAUCUGGGACGGCGACCCGCAGCUGCGGCCCUCCACGGUGCAGCUGCCGCCCGACACGGAGAUGGUGCACCUGACGGCCUGCCGUGACGCGCUGUGGGGCCUGGACCAGCACGGCCGCGUCCACAUCCGGCCCCUCAGCGUGUCCUGCCCCAUCGGCAUGCACUGGAUGCUCCUGGACCUCAGCCAGCUCGGUCAUGCCAGGCUGGUGAGUUUGUCGUGUGGGAGCCAGCAUGUGUGGGCGUGUGACAGCAGUGGCAUGGUGUACUUCAGGGUGGGGACGCAGCCUCUCAACCCCAGCAUGAUGCUGCCUGCCUGGAUCUGCAUCGAGCCACCCACCCUGCCAGUGGGGGUGCAGCUGGUGAGGGUCCACACCAACUCCAAUGACCACAUGCUCUGGACGCUGGACAGCCGUGCCAACGUGCACGUCAGGGUGGGCAUCACCGACGAGAUGCCAGUGGGCACUGACUGGGAACACAUUCCAGGUCUGCUGGCCAGUCAGCUGACUGUGAGCAUGAGGACGGUGUGGGCGCGGUGCCCUAACGGUGAGGUGGCCAGGCGCUACGGCAUCACCGACAAGAACCCCGCUGGAGACUACUGGAAGAAGAUCCCCGGCCUGGUCAACUGGCUCACAGUGACUCCGCUGGAUGAGCUGUGGGCGGUCACGUCGUCCGGUGGCCUGAGCCAGCGACUGACCAAGGCCCUGCAGCCCCACAGCCCAAAAGCACACCCCUCCACGGGCUCCGUCAGCACCGACGACCUGGAGGACGAGUGGGAGGUCAUCUAAGGACAGCCACACAAACACACAUACAUACAUGUACAUACAUACAUGUGUAAACGCACCCCCCAAACUUCCCCCGUCAUCCAGGGAGAACUUUUGUUUCGGCUUGUGGCUGAUGUGUGGUGGGCAAGGGCCGGACCGCCUUUCAGAUGAAGGAUUUCAGUUUUAGUUGUUGUUUUACGUGAUUGUGAUGUUUUGUUUUGUUUUUACCUACAUUUGGUGUUGCAAUCAUUUCUCUGUCAGUUUUUUUUUUAUUUCUCUGAAGUUCAGAGGGUGAUUUUAAGUAUUACUGAUUUUUUCUUUUUUUAUGUAUCGCCUUAUCCUUUUGUUGUUCAUGGUACCCCUGUUUGUUUUAACCCACCAGCCCUCAAUGUUGUGUGCCCAAUCAGACAUUGUCUAUGUUGGAGAGUUUUUUAUUUUAAUUUUAAUUUUAUAACUAUUUGAUUGGCUAGCAAGCACUUUACUCGUCUUCAUCCUAACCUGUGUAAAUAGUAGCGUGAAAACAAAGGGAAGGACCAGUCUUUGUGUUGCGAUAAAGUGAUCGCCUCAAGUUUGUAUAUGGACUGUGAGAAAAGAGAGGAUGGAUUGAUGUUAUUUAAUGUGUACAGACAUAUGACCACUUACAUGGUAAUUGUGGCAUUUUCCCCAAACUGGUCUUCAUCUAACUGGUUUUAAUCGUGGAAUAAUUUAUUUCCUCUUCACUAGAAGAUAUUGUUUUAAAAAGGCGUAUUAACUGACUCUGUGAGGUACUGUACCAAGUGUGAAAUGUCAUCACCAUCACAAAUAGAGAGAUGCUAGAUGAGUGGCCAAUGAUGGUGGAUGGUGGAUGGUGUUAAAAUAAUUUCAGUUGCCCAUCGUGGUCUUCUGAGAAAUGUCCCAAGUCGGCACCCGUAGUGUUUAGAUAUGUGUGCAGGCACAAUCUGUGCUGCAGUGGUGCACACAUCGUGACUUGCAUUGUGAUUGGACAGAAACAACAUGUGGCACUGAUACCGUGUCACACAUGUAUAAUAUGCAAAUUAAGUGGGAAACCGAAUCACUGAAAGGCCAAAGUAGCUGUGAAGGUAACCUGUUGGAAAACUGAAGUGUGUACAUAGAAAAAGUAUACUUACAGGACGAUAGUACCUGUACUAGCAUUAUGCGACGAGUGUAAAUGUAGUGCAUACUACUAGUCAUGUUAACUACUGUACAUGAGAACUCAAAAUGGCAUUUCCCUGUCUUUGUAUCUAACUCCAGACACACCAGGGAAGACCUGUAAAGCAUUUUAAUAUGUGGCAUUUUAAAAGAUGGUUACCGUCUGACCUUCGACACGCAUCUGUUUUUAACAUGCUGAAAAGGGAAGAGACGUUAGCGGUCAGAGGUUAUCUGAUCUGUGUGUACUGUAUACCGUUAUGUGUGGUGUGAAGGAUGAUUGUUGUAUCAAACGCUGGACAAUUUGUCUUUUGUUUUGUUUUUAGAUGAUAUGCACUGGCCUUGUAGCAAAUGAAUGACGUUAUGUAUGUAUGUGAAUUUAAAGGACUUCUCCAUGGCAGGGUUGGGGUUUGGGGCUCAUGGGAACGUCCCUCCCUCUUCAUCUACUGUCUAGUCGGCUUUGACUCGUAAGAAAAACGCUGGGGGUCCUCUAGCCUGGCAAGCCAGACUUCUAACAUGAAAUGUAUGGUCUGGGCUCGCACCAUUGGCAGAGUCACCAUCCCAGUGACUCGCCACACAGAGUCGAAACUAGAUGUAGCGUUGUAAAUUAGAGGACCGAGCCAGGUCAGCUACAGAUUUUAUCCCCUGUGGUGCGAGGCUAGAUCAACCCUCCAUGCAAAAAAGAACCUAUUCUGCUGAUAGGGGCUGGUCUUGUUUACUAUGCUAUGGGCCCCCCAGAGUCUUCUCUACUACACAGCCGACUGCUUUCUGCUGCUACUGUACGAAAUAGCCCGUGAUCAAUGGACUGCAUGAUGAUGGCACAUUUGUGUAACUGUGACAAAAAAAAGAACCAGGCUGGGACGGCUUCAUUUGAGCCAAUCCCAGGCCUGUUUCGGCUUCUUGCUUUCACCAUUUCCCCAUGCUGAUUAAGCCUGAAACUAGUGGCAAGCGGGUGAUGCCGAGGGCAACUUUUUUGUGCAGUGUUGUUGCUGGGCGACAACAUGAUUGGAUCUUCAUUUUCUGAUAGAGCGAUUAACAAAACGUUUUUUGUGCAUUUCUCAUCCAAGUUCUCUUGAUAAAAGUGAGUGACAGUCCAAGUGGAAUCUUAACGAUAUCAUUACCCAGAAACAUUGCUGAAAGAGUUGCCCUGUGUAGCAUUAUCGUCAGGCACUGCUUUGGGGUUGGGGAUCUCCUGAAAGCUUUGGGCCAGGGUGCGGGUGAAGUGUUUCAUCGCAAGGGCCUCUUACUUUCAAUGCCAAUUGGCAACAGGUUUACGGGGGUGGUGGUGCCAAGGCAACAGUGUGUCGCGUUACACACUGGAUUGUACAUCUCAUGUUAGGUCUCCUGAAGGAACUCGUUGCUUGGCAACUUGACCUCUCACUACCACAAUGCAUUCUCUCUACGAAGCUGCCAAUCACACGUCUUAAGUGUUCAUGAACGGAAUUUGUCACCUGGCAACUUUUCAAUCGUGCAAUACAAACUUUUUUUGUCACCACUUUAGUAGUUUGUUUGAGACUAGAUUGAUUAGUGGAUGGAUGUGUCAACAUAGGCUGUGACGAGAGUAGAUUGUUUCAGGGCCCAUCUCACAUGUACAGUAGAUACUCAAUAUCUCUGUUAAAAGAAAAAAAUGGUUUCUAUUUGCUUCCUGGUUUAAAGGGAAAUGCUGAUAUACUCAUUUGUAAUUUCAUUAAACAUUUGAUGGCCUGCUCUUCACAGUCAGAGACGGGCUGGGAGUGUUUUAUAGAGACUGAGUGUCUCCAUAGAUCACAGCUGUUGGCAAGUCUUGCCAAUGGCUUGUCAGUAUUGAUUUUUUCCCCUCCUUUACUUUUUUAUCUGUUAUUUCAAAUCAUGAUGAACACUCAGGACCAAACUGACCUUUAACCUGAAACUGCUGUCUGCAUUUUUGGUGGACAGAUUUCCAAUAAGAUUGCUGGUCCUGAUUGUGUCAGGGUGACCAUUGUCAGCAAUUUACAGGUUUUGAGAUUAGGUUUGGCUUGGUAGGCUACAGAUUUUUCUUUCUAACCGAACCUUGACUUCAUUACUCAGUCUGGAAUCUAGACCACCUAAAAAGAUCUACGAAUGACUGAUGCUGUAUUUGUGGCUUAACACAUUUUCACAUUUUUUUCUGUCUUGUUCUUUGGCAGUCUUGUUUCACUAAAAUAAACCAGUGGCCCAGUUUUAGGAGACCCUCCACCCCCACCCUCAGACAACCCCCUGUCUGUUACAUCACACGUAUCAGACCUUCAACACGUAUCAGGACCCCCCGCCCCCGCGUCAAAAACUAGCUUAACACAGUAACAUUAAUUAUAACCAGUGUUCAGUGUGUGACAUUCUAUGGCUGGCACUAUGUCAGAUACUGCAGCUACCAGAACGAGUUAUUACAAGACCGUUACGAUAACUUCCUGCCUCCGCGUCUGUCCUUUAUCCAUGCUUCACAAACUCCACAAAUAAAGAUGUUUACAAUAAUGA